Molecule: messenger RNA, 396 nt
Organism: Malurus melanocephalus (red-backed fairy wren)
Lineage: Eukaryota; Metazoa; Chordata; Aves; Passeriformes; Maluridae
Gene: FSHB
Product: follicle stimulating hormone subunit beta
Exons: 2
Coding region: 1-396 (131 amino acids)
Biological process (GO): G protein-coupled receptor signaling pathway
Cellular component (GO): extracellular region; cytoplasm
Molecular function (GO): hormone activity
Source: RefSeq, a predicted model, not a curated record
AUGAAGACAGUUAAUUGUUGUGUGCUGCUCCUUUGCUGGAAAGCAAUUUGCUGCAGCAGCUGUCAGCUCACCAACAUCACCAUAGCGGUGGAAAGAGAAGAAUGCGAAUUCUGCAUCACAGUGAACGCCACUUGGUGCGCAGGUUACUGCUUCACCAGGGACCCAGUGUACAAAUACCCACCGGUAUCAUCUGCCCAGCAAACCUGCACCUUCAAGGAGGUGGUGUACGAAACGGUGAAGAUCCCUGGCUGUGGUGACCACCCCGAAUCCUUCUAUUCCUACCCGGUGGCGACAGAGUGUCACUGUGACUCGUGUGACACUGACACCACUGACUGCACCGUCAGGGGACUGGGGCCAUCCUACUGCUCCUUCAGCCACAAUGGGAGCAACCAGUGA